UCAAUACGCAGAGUUGUCAGAAGAUUUGUCAGAAGAUUUGUCAAAAGUUAUUAUAUUCAAUGAAUACGCGUGAUUCAAUGAUUAAAAUCAACGAUAAGCCAGUGUUCGCGAACACGUUUAUCGAGCGAUUGCUAAAUACAGAUUUCUUUAUUUAAACUAUAUUUUGUGAUAAACCAGAGUAUAACCUGUGUGUAUGAUUAUAAUUACUUGUAUUAAUUAAAAUAUUCGCUACUCCGUUCUCAUUGUCGUGACAAUUUGGGCGACUGAAUGAUACUAUCGCAGUACUAUGAAGUUACACAAUGGAGCUUUCCGAAUCGCGAAAUCUUGUUAAGGAUUUAGAUUUAACCCUUCAACCGCGAAUCGCCCCGCGGUAUAAAAUCUGGCUUCCCCUCGCGACACAACAGUUGCGGCUCAGAAGUUUAGUACAAAUAAUAGGCCAUAAUCUAAAAGCUAAUACAAAUGGAGAAGUGUGUUGGUUUUACUACACAUUACACAGAUCAAGCAUGUCGUCCCCCUUGUAUACAAGUGAGACGAUUGACAAUGCAAAUCCAAGAUGGUCAACUCUGGAAGUACCUACUUUGCAUGCCACAGGUUAUUCAACAGCCAGUGAAAUUAUUCUAAGAGUCUGGAAGCGUUCAACACCAGGUGAUGCUAAAACUGAUGUAACUCUCUUCACAUGGGGAAUAUCAUUCACUGGUUUGGCAUAUAUUGGCCCUAAGCUCCCAACUAACCUGGAAACUGUUCUUAAAGAAAACUCUUUAAUAUUCCACUUUCAUGGCGGCUACUUCACUCCUGUGUGCUGCUUCGUAACAAAUCCAGAUUUGAAACGAUAUCUUUACAUGAACAUAAAUGUGUCUGAAGCAAAGAAUAGUUAUACUGUGAAUAAGCUUAGCAGUCUAAGAAGCAAAAUGCAGGCACUAAAACAACAGACAGAAUCGGUACAAGCACUCAGAGUACGCAUUGCUUCGGGCAAUGAUUUUCACACUCCUAAGUAUCCACAAACAAUGUUGAACAGAUUGUUGCAACCACGAAGGGUAAACAGGGAGAAGAAGAUGGAGAUUGCGAAAAUACGUGAAGAGUUAGAAAUGGCCAAAUUUCGAACAAAGUUGUUAGAACAAGAAAGAGCGCGAAAAAUGGGAGAAAUUCGUGUACUGAAUCAAUUGCAUAGCAAUAUCGUAGAAGAGAAUAUAGAUCACAGUUCUGAUUUGUUGUUAAGAUACAAAGAGCUAGAUAAGGACGUAGAAAGACUGAACGAAUGGCGACAGAAUCACGUAGACACAAGGGAAACGUACUUGCAAAUGAGCAACCAACUUGCACAGAGGCGACGACAGCUGAUCUCAGAAUUGAGUUUAAUAUAUUCUAUUAGACAGGAUAGUGCUGGAAAGUUCAGAAUAAACGAUGUUUAUCUGCCAGACAGUGAAGAGUUAGAAUUAUCAAAUGAUACGCAAGUGGCUGUGGCGUUAGGUUUCGUUGCACACACGACGCAAAUGAUUGCGAAUUUUCUGAAUGUACCGACUAGAUAUCCCAUCAUACAAUACGGCUCACGCAGUAAAGUUAUAGAUCACAUCACAGAAAGCUUGCCCGACAACGACAGACAGUUUCCACUGUUCGCUCGAAGCAAGGACAAGUUGCAAUUCCAUUACGCCGUAUACCUGUUGAACAAAAAUAUAGCACAACUUCGGUGGUAUUGCGGCCUUCCAACUACCGAUUUAAGAGCAACGCUGCCAAAUCUCGCUACGCUGAUUAACAUUAAACCCAAUCAAUCAUAUUUGGACGAUUCAAAACGAACAUUUUCUACCUCAUCUUUGGAUACCGACGGCAAGCAGAAUCCACCUCUCACACCACCAUUGCAGAAGAUUAUUUUCGAGAAAUGCCAUCGCUCCUCUCGAUCAAUGAGUCAAUUAAAGAGUAUAAAGUCGACACUCGGAUCUUCCUUGGAUCAAGGUCUAGACAAACCUGUGCAAUCAUCCUGUGCGUUAGGCAGACAGUCGAAGCGUAUUUGCAAAUCAGAGGAGAGUGCCAUUGACAAUAAAACCUUGGUACUGGCUAAGGACAGAUCGAGCAAUAGUAGUAACGAGACAUUAAAUAGUGCCAUUCUGAAUAAUAUCGACGAUUUAACUCUUAAAGAUAAUUUUGUCGAGAUUAGCGAUAAGGUUAUUAUUGAAAGUAACAUCGAGAUCAUGAUACCAACAUCGGUUUGUAAAGCGAGGAAUGUCCCGGACAGUUUGGAAAGUUCCGUGAGUGCUCGCGACAGGAGUUCGAAUUCUAUAAGCAGCUGCGAGAUGGCCCUGGGCAGUAGCCAAAACGACGUAGAUGAGAGUACGAAUGGUAGUUAUAUCGCUCGAAGAGAGGAAACCGACGAUAAUGUGUUCUCGAUGGAUGACACUUUAAGAAACGUCAAAGACGCGAUAGACAGCGCAUUGAAGAACAGCGAGUACGGCAAAGGCCAUUAUUCCGGAAACGAUAUCUCACAGAAUUACGACACGAGUAGUACAACUGUCAGCGAACAAAAUAGUAGUAGUAUUCACGAACAAAGCCCGCUUAUGGAAACUGCCAUUUAUAGCAGAGAACAUUUCGCUAAAUCGUGCUUAUCUCUGGACGAUGUGUGUACUUAUGAUGAAUCCGAGGGGAAGCAAAGAACGAAGUCCAUUUGCAGUUAUCCGGAAGAGUGUACAAAGGAUAUCGUGUCGCAAUCGAAGUACAGUCCUGAAUCUAAAGUAGAGCAAUCGGAUUAUCCUCAACAUGUUGAGAAAUGGUCUCCGAAUAUUGUAAGAAACGAGCCAAUGGUGGACACGAGAUCAAUUUUAAGCGUAUCAAAGUCAGAUUGCUAUUCCUACGAUGAAGCGAAAUCGCAGUGUGACAUACAAACAUCGAGCGAGUACAUAGACAUUAUUAGGCGUAGCUCGGAAAACGUGUGUGCGCGUACCGAAGCUUUAGCCAACAAGAAAACUAGUUUCAAAGUAAUGAAACCACGUCUCUAAUACCUGCCUACAUCAUAAAACUGUGCCCUAAUGAUACGUAUAAGCACCAAAGGUUUUAAAGAGUUAAAAAAGAAGAUGAAAUGUUCAGUAUAUAUAUCUCAAAGUUACGCAGCAUUGCUUACGUAUAUCGGUAACAUGAUAAAAAGUUUUAUUCAAGGUUAAUUUUAAUUAGAGAAUUGUUACAAAAAUAUUUAUAUCUUUUAUUUAAUCGGUAUAAUGAAAUGACGUUUAUUAUAAACGUUGUUGUAAGCUUUACAGCAAAUUAUGGAGCCAAUUAUGAUGCGAUUAUCUUGUGAUAAAAGUUAUGUAAAUCUAUUGUUCUUCAAACGAACUUUUUUCUCUUUUUCCCGUGUUUGCGCAAACAACACUGAAAAAUAUCAUUGAUAUACAACAAAGGGAUAUUACUGGAUAGAACGAUGCAUAUGUAGAACUGAUAGUUCCUCUAUGACUGCGUAUCUUUGUACAUGUGAUACAAAUGCGAGGACAUUAUUAUUAUUUUACACAUUCGUACUGUGUGCACUUUAAUGAAACUUUAGUUGAAAGUAAUCGUAGUCGAUAAUAAUAUCAGGUCGUUUUUUUAGUUUGAUAGUAAGAUGUAUAUAUGUUUAUUCAUACGUUCUAUUAAGUUACGAUUCUAUUGUAAUAUACACAAAGUUCAUACUGUUACUAUCUCUGUACGAAAAAAAGCAUUUUUAUUAAAUUGAGGUAAUAUAUAAUACACCGUAAA
Messenger RNA from Linepithema humile (Argentine ant), 3708 nucleotides. RefSeq names its product UV-resistance associated gene (gene Uvrag). The record is from RefSeq and is a predicted model, not a curated record. Lineage: Eukaryota; Metazoa; Arthropoda; Insecta; Hymenoptera; Formicidae. Gene Ontology annotation, biological process: SNARE complex assembly. Gene Ontology annotation, cellular component: lytic vacuole; endosome. Gene Ontology annotation, molecular function: SNARE binding.